AUGAGCAAAGAGAUCAACGGCAUAGUGAAAUCCUGGGGGGAAGCAACAGUUCGCAAAUCGAUUGUUAGAAAGAAAAGGGCAAAUAGCACCUUAAUGUCUGUGGCCCAUUUGGUUGAUGAUGAGUCAGCAGAAGAGGUGGGUCACGUUGAGAAGAUUCUCCCCAAUGGUGAUUUCUAUACAGGCCUAUGGCUGGACGGGUUCCCCCAUGGCCAAGGAAAAUACAUGUGGACAGAUGGGUGCGUGUAUGUUGGUGAAUGGGUCAGAGGAAGCACCUUGGGGAAGGGGAGGUUUAGUUGGCCUAGUGGUGCUACCUUUGAGGGUGACUUCAAGAGUGGUAACAACAUGGAUGGGAAAGGCACUUAUAUUGGUUCUUCUGGGGACACCUACAAGGGGUCUUGGGUAAUGAGCUUGAAGCAUGGGGAAGGGACUGAGAGCUACCCCAAUGGAGAUUUCUAUGAUGGGGAGUGGAGGAAGGGGUUGCAGAAUGGGCAUGGAAGGUACCAGUGGAACAACGGGAACCAGUACAUUGGGCAGUGGAAGAGUGGGGUGUUUUGUGGGAAUGGGACAAUGAUGUGGAGCAAUGGGAAUAGGUAUGAUGGUUGCUGGGAGGAGGGGUUGCCUAAGGGGAAUGGCACAUUCAGGUGGGUUGAUGGGAGUUUCUAUGUUGGGGUUUGGAGUCAAGAUCCAAAUGAGCAGAGUGGGACUUAUUAUCCUUCAAGUUCUUCUGAUAGUCCUAUGGAUUGGGAUCCUCAGAAUGUGUACAAUGUGGAGCUGAGUGAUUGCCAGAUUUGUUCUAGUGAGAAGGUGUCAAUUUUCCCUUCACAGAAGACAUUGACUGGGUGUGGAGAGGAGGAUCAUAAGCCACUGCAAAAGAAAAGAACUGAUGGGAGUGGGAGACCAAGGUGGACUUCAGAGGAUGGAAGGAUUAGUAGUUACAGUUGUGAUGAUGCUGUUGGUUUUCAUGUAGGUAGGAAAUCUGGAUUUAGUGUCAUGGAUGAUCUUGCGGCUACGGCUCGAAACAGUUCUGCGCGGUUGAGAAUAAAGAAUCCCAAGAGACAAGGACAGACCAUAUCCAAAGGGCACAAGAAUUAUGAGCUUAUGUUGAAUCUGCAGCUAGGUAUCAGACAUUCUGUUGGAAGACCUGCUCCAACUGCAUCUCUUGAUUUGAAGUCUUCUGCCUUUGAUCCCAAAGAAAAAGUAUGGACAAGAUUUCCACCGGAAGGAUCCAAGCACACACCACCUCACCAGUCUUGUGAAUUUAGAUGGAAAGACUACUGCCCGGUAGUGUUCAGGGCUCUCAGAAAAUUGUUCAAAGUUGACGCAGCUGAUUAUAUGAUUUCAAUAUGUGGGAAUGAGGCUCUUCGAGAGCUCUCAUCCCCUGGGAAAAGUGGAAGCUUUUUCUAUUUGACAAAUGAUGAUCGUUACAUGAUAAAGACCAUGAAAAAAGCCGAAGCAAAAGUUUUUAUGAGAAUGCUUCCUGCUUAUUACAAACAUGUUCGGGCUUUUGAGAACACUCUAGUUACCAAGUUCUUUGGCCUCCACUGUGUUAAACUAACCGGGUCUGCACAGAAGAAGGUUCGUUUUGUCAUCAUGGGAAACCUAUUUUGUUCUCAGUAUGCCAUCCACAGGCGCUUUGACUUAAAAGGUUCAACCUUUGGUCGCACUACUGAUAAACCCGAAUCAGAAAUAGAGCCUACAACAACACUCAAGGACCUUGACCUAAAUUUUAUAUUCCGGUUACAGAAGUCUUGGUUCCAAGAAUUCUGCAGGCAAGUGGAUAGGGACUGUGACUUUCUUGAGCAGGAGAGGAUUAUGGAUUACAGUAUGUUGGUUGGUCUUCACUUCAAGGACACAACAUCUCUUGGCACUGUUACUCCUAGUCGUCACAGUUCAGCCAGUUGUUUCACCCCAACUGAUGUAGACGUUGGAAGGCCCCGUCUUUCAGGAGUGGAUACAGAUCAUAUUUUUGUAGAUCCUAGCCGAUGGAUUCAAUUAGGAGUAAACAUGCCAGCGCGGGCUGAAAUGACUAUGAGAAAAAGUACCAGUGACAUUCCUCAGCUGGUUGGAGAUCCAACUGGGGAGUUUUAUGAGAUCAUUAUCUUUUUUGGUAUCAUAGACAUAUUGCAAGACUAUGAUAUCAGUAAAAAACUUGAACAUGCUUACAAAUCAUUCCAAUAUGAUCCAUCAUCAAUCUCUGCUGUUGAUCCAAGGCUAUACUCUAAACGCUUUCGUGAUUUCGUCUUCAGAGUUUUUGUAGAUGACAAUUGA
Sphenostylis stenocarpa is the source of this 2268-nucleotide messenger RNA. The record is from the annotation of a GenBank genome assembly. NCBI's taxonomy places the organism in Eukaryota, Viridiplantae, Streptophyta, Magnoliopsida, Fabales, Fabaceae.